Molecule: messenger RNA, 2745 nt
Organism: Ahaetulla prasina
Lineage: Eukaryota; Metazoa; Chordata; Lepidosauria; Squamata; Colubridae
Gene: TXNDC5
Product: thioredoxin domain containing 5
Exons: 11
Coding region: 286-1653 (455 amino acids)
Biological process (GO): protein folding
Cellular component (GO): endoplasmic reticulum
Molecular function (GO): protein disulfide isomerase activity
Source: RefSeq, a predicted model, not a curated record
CCGGAGUCCCCGGUUCUUGAAAACAUAACAAGGAAGUGCUUCCUCCUCCGAGCCUUCUUCGGCCCCGGCUGAUCCGCUGGGAAAGAGCAAGAUUAAGACGCGCCUCGUCGUCGCCGGCCCUUUCCUUCCAGCCCCUCCCCUGAUCGCCCUUUGACUCUCCGUCGAGGCGGGCUAAGGGCGGAGGCUGGUGCUGGUGCUGGAGGGAGGACGGGGCGGGCGGAAGACUGGUCGACUUUGCCCGAGCCGGUGUCUUUCUUACUCCUGCCUUUGUUAAGCACGCCCGUCAUGGCUUCGGCUCUCCGUCCCGGCGCCUCCUCUCCUCCCGCCGCCUGUCUACUUCUGCUGCUCGGCUGCCUCGUCUUGCGCGGGGCUUCCGCGUGGUCGGAGGAGAUGGAGGAGGACGGCGACGAGACGGACCCCCACACGCGGCACCUCUACAACGCCGAGAUGCUGCGCCAUGGCGUCCAGAGCGCACCGCACUUCGUCAUGUUCUUCGCCCCGUGGUGUGGGCACUGCCAGAGUCUCCAGCCAACUUGGAACAAACUUGCAGACAAAUACAACAACAUGGAUAAUCCACAGGUCUAUGUUGUAAAAGUGGACUGCACUACAGAUACACCAUUGUGUUCUGAAUAUGGUGUUAGAGGAUACCCAACUCUAAAAUUACUUAGACGACACCAGGAAGAUGAAAAAUAUCAGGGACCUAGAGAACUUGAGUCACUAGAGAACUGGAUGUUGAAGAAAUUAAAAAAGGCAUCUGAUGAGGAAGAACCUAAACGGAAGCCAUCGAAAGCACCUGAUACAAAGCAAGGUCUUUAUGAGCUCUCAGCAGCUAAUUUCAAGCAACAUGUAGCAGAAGGCAAUCACUUCAUCAAAUUCUAUGCCCCUUGGUGUGGCCACUGCAAGGCUUUGGCACCUACUUGGGAACAGUUGUCUAUGUCCCUUGAACAGUCAAAGUCCGUCAAGAUUGGAAAGGUGGACUGCACAGAGCAUUCUACAAUCUGCUCAGAAAAUCAGGUGCGGGGUUAUCCAACUCUGCUUUGGUUCAGAAGUGGAGAAAAGGUUGACCAAUACAAAGGAAAGAGAGAUUUAGAUUCUUUGAAAGAGUAUAUUGAAUCUCAGUUAAAAGAUUCCAAAGAAGCCAUGAACGAUGUUAAACCCACCAAAGCACCUUUACCAGAAAUAACUCCUGAGCAUGUGACCCAGCAAGGUGACAGGGUACAAAUGGACAGGUCAGACAGGUCAGACGGGAUAACAAUAAACAGUACUGUCCGUAAAGAAGAACCAUGGGAAAACGAAGAGAUCACUGGACCAAAAAAAGGCAAAGUCCUUUCCCUGUCUGAAAAAGAUUUUGAUAAAGAAGUGGCUAAUGGAAUCACUUUCAUCAAGUUUUAUGCGCCAUGGUGUGGACAUUGUAAAAACCUGGCUCCCGUAUGGGAGAACCUCUCAAAAAAGAACUUUCCAGGACCAGUGGAUGUGAAGAUAGCAGAAGUAGACUGCACUGCUGAACGCAGUGUCUGCAACAGAUUUUCUGUCCAUGGCUACCCAACACUCUUGCUUUUCCGUAGUGGUGAGAAAAUAACUGAACACACAGGAGCCAGAGAUCUUGACACACUGCACAACUUUGUUUUGGGACAGUCCAAGGAUGAACUGUAAAAAUGUACCUGCUUAGUUACUGCUUCUUUAGCUGGGUCCAGUAAACUUGGAAGUUGAAUCAUGGUAAUGUUAUUGGAUUUCCAAUAGUGGUCAUGCGGGAAACUGGAUGUUCUAAAGCGUGGUAUCGUCUGUUCAUAUGUUUGUAUUUCCUGUUAUCUACUCUGCUAAACUUGAGGGAAGGUUACAACAAACAGUAACUGUUCUAAUUGGGAACUAGUAUUUAUGGUACUGGUUACAUUAACGAAUUUCCACUUGUCCUAUGAUGAAAAAAAUGUGUUUGAAACAAAAAUGAAGAAGAAAAAAGCUAACAUCAGAACACAUUGGUUUCACUGCAGAUAACGCAUUAGUAUAAUAUCAGUUGCAUAAAAUUUGCAGAGUUUGAUCUCCUUCGGAAACCAAAUUAGAAGAAAUUCUAAAGAAAAGCACACACAGAAGCACAAACACUUAGGAAGCUAUCCCUGGCUAUUUGCUUUCUGUUGUCUCCUCUCAUGAGGAAGUGCAAUGAAAAUUAAAGGUACUGCCUAGGUCUGGAUAUUGGACGAUGCUACCUCUCAGCUAAGCCCAACACUCCAUUUAAUUAAAUUGCAUGACUUGGCUGUCUUCACGUAGAUUUGAUGUUCAUUUCAAUUCCAAACAUUAUAAUUAAAUUUUAUUGGGUGAGGGUUGUCCCCCUAUUUACAACUUAUCAAAUUCAGAUUAGCUAGGAUCCAUGUUACAUAUGAACAAGUACAACUUUAGAAGUCUAUGAAAGACCUUCUCUUUCCCAGGUCCACAACAACAAAGAAAUUAAACUUGCUCAUAAAUUUUUUUUCUAGAUGAUUUGUAGGUGUGUGUAUUCUCCAGCCCUAUUCAAUCAAUCCUGUUUCCAAUUUAGUAUGCCCUAAGAGGGGAAUUAAAGCCAAAGACUUUCUUGUGCAAGUAGUGAUACAAGAUCAAACUAUAGCAGCUAAAUCUUGAUCUAUUUUGCAUAUGGAUUAUUGCCAUCUUUCUGGGACAGAGUUACGGGUCAUUAUCUGCAGGUCUAUACAGAAGAUAAACGAUGUUCAUAGCUAUGUCUAGAUAAUCUGUGUUUGUACUCUAGUUUGUCCUUCA